AUGGCGCCAGCGAAUUUAUGCGGCACGACGCGAGGAUAUCAGCUACUACUGCGGGACCUAUUCUUGCAGACGUGGCCAGGAGUGCAAUUUCUUGAAAUCCUUUCCGCUAGCUUCACCUUUAAAUCGAUAGCGCAGAUAAAAUUGGCUCAGACUAGAUUCAUUAAGAUAAGCCCAUGGCUCAGCAGCAGUCCAGGUGCGGAAUUGAAUUCCGGUGGGAUUUGGGAGCGGAGAGGAGAGAGAGAAGGCGGUAGGCGGGAUGGAGAUGCCGGGAGGGCAGGGGCCCCGUCGCUGGCGCGGCAGGGCUCGGUCUACUCGCUCACGUUCGACGAGUUCCAGAGCACGCUCGGCGGCGCCAGCAAGGACUUCGGCUCCAUGAACAUGGACGAGCUGCUGCGCAACAUCUGGACGGCCGAGGAGUCCAACGCCAUGGCCGCGGCCGCCCCGACCACGGCGGCCGCAUCCGUGGACGCGCACGCACGCGCGCAGCAGCAGCCCGUGGCGCCCAUCCUGCACCAGGGCUCCUUCACGCUGUCCCGCACGCUCAGCCAGAAGACGGUCGACGAGGUCUGGCGCGAGAUCGUGGGCUUCACCGGCGCGGAGGACGCGCAGCCGGUCGCGGCUCCCGCUCCCGCUCCCGCGCCUGCGCCCACGCCCGCGCCGCUGCCGGCGCAGGCGCAGGCGCAGCGGCAGCAGACGCUGGGGUCCAUGACUCUGGAGGAGUUCCUGGUACGCGCCGGCGUGGUUCGGGAGGACAUGGGGCACCAGACCCUCGUGCUGCAGCCGCACGCGCAGGGGCUUUUCUCCCAGGGCAAUGCGGUCGCGCCGCAGACCAUGCAGCUGGGGAACGGGAUGGUGGCCGGGGUCGUCGGGCAGGGGCUCGGAGGAGGGAUGACGGUGGCGGCGCCCACGACGCCGGUCGUGCUCAACGGGAUGGGGAAGGUGGAGGCGGGGGAUCUGUCGUCGCUGUCGCCGGUGCCGUAUCCCUUCGACACUGCGUUGAGGGUGAGGAAGGGGCCGACCGUUGAGAAGGUGGUGGAGAGGAGGCAGCGCCGCAUGAUCAAGAACAGGGAGUCGGCCGCCAGGUCGCGUGCGAGGAAGCAGGCAUACAUAAUGGAGCUGGAAGCUGAGGUGGCAAAACUCAAGGAUCAGAAUGAUGAGUUGCAGAAAAAGCAGGUUGAAAUGCUAAAGAAGCAAAAGGAUGAGAAAUACGCCUAG
Messenger RNA from Miscanthus lutarioriparius, 1215 nucleotides. The record is from the annotation of a GenBank genome assembly. NCBI's taxonomy places the organism in Eukaryota, Viridiplantae, Streptophyta, Magnoliopsida, Poales, Poaceae.